AGGGUGUGUGUAGUAUGGCAUGAAAAUGCAUGGGAAAUGUCAAUCAGUGAAAAACAAAUGUUUAUGGUUUCCUAACCUAAAAAUUUAAAUAAAAGUUGUGAUGCGAUUGUAUUAAUUUUUUGUGUAAAAAUGAAAAUGGAAGAGGAAAUUUUAAAACAUGGAUUAAUGAUUAAACGCUCCCUUAACAAGAAAAUUUAUACUCCUAUAAAUUAUCGACAAAGGUGGUUUACAUUAACAAGAAAAUUCCUCAUUUACUAUGAUACAGAAAAUGAAGAGAAAAGAAAAGAACGUGGUCGAAUCGAACUCGAACUAGUUCAUACGGUCGAGGUGGCUAUUAUCGCGGGAAAUACCGAAGAGAAUCGUCCUCAAGGAAUAUCAUAUCCUUUUCAGAUUGGUUACCAAGAAUCCGGUCAAGAUUAUAUUCUUUACGUUUUGGCACCAACUGAAAAGGAUCGCACCGAAUGGAUAUGGGCCGUACGACUGGCUUGCAGAUUUAAUAAGUGCUUAAGAGGAAGGUAUCAUCCUGCAAUUUGGAACGGUAAGAAGUGGACCUGCUGCAAAAGUUCGACACGUAGUACCCUAGGCUGUGAAAAUAGUAGUACGUGGAUUGCCUUUGUCGAGGAAAGCGAAACCAAUAAAGAAAAUCGGAUUGCAAGUGCUCAAUCCAGUCCUAUCAUGCCUGGGGGGACAACUCCUGGUACUCCUUCAUCAAAGCAAAAAGAAAAAUCGUCAGUCAUUCGAUCAAAAGUCGUGGUGGCUUUGUACAAUUACAAAGCGAUAGAGCCGGGGGAUUUGUCUUUGGAAAAGAAUGCAGAAUAUGAAGUUAUAGAUGACAGUCAAGAACACUGGUGGAAAGUGAGAGAUGCUCAGGGAAAUAUUGGCUUUAUACCCAGUAAUUAUGUGAAAGAAAAAGAAUUACUGGGUCUACAGCAGUAUGAUUGGUAUGUUAAUGACAUGUCUCGACAAAGGUCAGAAUCUUUGCUGAAGCAAGAAGAUAAAGAGGGCUGUUUUGUUGUUCGAAAUUCUUCUACGAAAGGGCUGUACACAUUAUCUUUAUACACUAAAAAUCCCCAUCCCCACGUCAAACACUACCAUAUUAAACAGAAUUCGAAGGGAGAGUAUUAUUUGUCUGAAAAGCAUUGCUGUGCAAGUAUCCCAGAUCUCAUUAAUUACCAUCGACACAAUAGUGGAGGUUUAGCGUCUAGAUUAAAAGCGAGUCCCUGUGAUAGAUCAGUUCCUGCCACUGCAGGACUUAGUCAUGAUAAAUGGGAGAUCGAUCCCCAGGAGCUUAUGCUAUUAGAAGAACUAGGAUCUGGCCAGUUUGGUGUUGUAAGAAGAGGAAAAUGGAGAGGCUCGAUAGAUGUAGCUGUUAAAAUGAUGAAAGAGGGUACCAUGUCGGAAGAUGAUUUUAUAGAAGAAGCCAAAGUUAUGACAAAAUUACAACAUACGAACCUUGUGCAACUUUACGGCGUAUGCAGUAAAAAUCGACCUAUAUUUAUUGUCACGGAAUAUAUGCGGCAUGGCUCGUUACUGAAUUAUUUACGUAGACAUGAACAAUCACUUGUUAGUAACCAGGGUUUGCUUUUGGACAUGUGCAUACAGGUAUGCAAAGGAAUGGCUUAUUUGGAAAGGCACAAUUAUAUCCACCGAGAUUUAGCGGCAAGAAAUUGUUUGGUGGGUUCGGAAAAUACUGUUAAAGUGGCGGAUUUCGGUCUGGCAAGGUACGUUCUCGACGAUCAAUACACUUCAUCCGGCGGAAGUAAAUUUCCGAUCAAAUGGGCUCCCCCCGAAGUGCUCAAUUAUACCAGGUUCUCAUCCAAAUCGGACAUUUGGGCGUACGGGGUGCUUAUGUGGGAGGUCUUCACUUGUGGGAAAAUGCCUUAUGGCAGACUAAAAAAUGCCGAAGUCGUAGAAAGGGUCCAGAAAGGCCUGAUUUUAGAAAGACCUAAGAACUGUUACAAGGAAGUAUAUGAUAUCAUGCGGAAGUGUUGGAGUCCAGUUCCCGAAAAUCGACCCUCAUUCAGGGUUCUAAAGGAACAACUUAUUAGUGUAGCUCAAGGUCUACUGGUCGAUUGACUGGCCCAUAUGCUCUGCGCAACUGACGGCUGUACGUCGUCAUCGGCGUCCAAUUGCGAUACAUGUAGCAAUUACGAGCAGGCCGUGAUAAAUAUUUGCGAUACUUUGCGUAGAAACACUUUGAAAAAAGUGACGAAAAACACGAAAGUGUAAAAAAGUCACCAAUACGCUCGUUAAUCGCGCUGAUAACCACUGCCACGCUAGCAGACGUAAAUGCAGCAUGAUUCAAAUUCCGUUUGUCUGAAAACUUACAAUUUUUCCUGAAGUCAACAAUUAGGCUCGAAGUAGUGAAAAUGUAGUAAAAUGUAAAUUUGGAUCAGUCUGCAAACAUGCAAGUCCUUUAUAGAUAUAGAGUAUCAAAGAAUGGAAGAUUAAGACAAAAAAGGCAAUUAUUGAAUUUAUAAGGAUAUAAAAAUUUAAUUCAGUGUAAGUUUAAUUAACUGAAACUUUCGAGUUUUAUGAUAAUUUUACGUUAUCGUACAUAUUUGAUAUACAUUUCAAUAAAAACGACUGAUUUUAAUAAUGUGGGAACACAAUAAAAUAAAGUGUUGAUGACUGCAACCGCCAUAAAAUUUAAGGCGAGUUUUAAAUAGCACUUUUGUCUAAUUAAUUUUUCAUGUCCAUAACAUAAAUAAAAAGUAAGAUAAUCUUUUUUCAACGCUAAAAUACAAAUUUAGACCAAACUUGCUUAAAAUCCAAUAUGAAGAAGACUGCAGGAAUUUGAACUGACUUAUAUAGUUUUAAUACUUUUGGUAUUUGUAAUUAUGAUAACUUGGUGAAGCAACAUUAUAGGUUGUGAUAGUUGCGUGAAACAAUAGCGUAUUAUUAACGAACCUUAUCGAUUCUCCAUAUUCCCCUGAAGAAUUUACCUGGUAAUUAUUAACCCUUAAAAAAAGCCUUACAAUGGAACAGAAAACAUAAUAAUGUAGUUUUGUCAUUUACAGCCGAAAGAUUUCCAAUUAAUUUGGGAAUAACGAUUAAGACUCAUUUUUUAAUAGCUUUCAUAAUAAUUGAUUUACGACGAAAGUAAUUUCGUUAAAAAAUAGUGCAUUUAACGUUUAACUUCAAUGAAAUAAGUAACGAUUAAUCGUUAGUUGCAGUGCUUAUUUCUAUAUUUAUUUAUUUAAGAAAGACAUUUACAAAUAAACGGAUAUCUUUAAAAUCCUUUAAUUUUUAAAUGAUUUCUUUAAAUUGACUAUUGGUAGUGUAAAUAACUUAUUCUCAUCUAGAUUAUAAAAAGUGAUAUUUUAAUCGUAGUUUUGUGAUAUUUUAGUUUUAUUUAAUACAAGGUGAUUCAUUUUUACGAUGUGACAUUAAAAUCUUUAUUAUUAUGAGAAAUACUUACCAUUUUCUUCAAAAAAGAUAUUAAAGGCGUUUAUUUUAAUAGUGAGGGUGAAGAUCUUGUAAGGUCAGUUUUAAAUAUAUAAUUUUUAUUGGUACUUUGUAGUCCACAUUUUUUUUUUUUCACAAAUUUAAAUCACCCUGUACAUGUAUUUAGGCGUGCUGAAUAACUCAGCACUGUAAAUUAGAAAAUUAUUUUUUGUAGUGCAUAGUUAAUGAAUGGAAAUCUCACAAAUGAGUAGCAAAUAAAUAUUUAAAUGUUGAAAACUGGUAGUUCUAAAUGAGGCAGAAAAUUUUCCACCGUUGUCAUACAGGGAUCCAAAAUGUUUUUGUACUAAAUAUUAGCAUGAAUGUAACGUUAGAAACUUUUGUGUAUACAUUUAAAA
Messenger RNA from Agrilus planipennis (emerald ash borer), 3803 nucleotides. RefSeq names its product tyrosine-protein kinase Btk29A (gene Btk29A). Gene Ontology annotation, molecular function: non-membrane spanning protein tyrosine kinase activity; protein binding; ATP binding. The record is from RefSeq and is a predicted model, not a curated record. The transcript has 13 exons. The coding region runs from base 130 to 2076 and encodes 648 amino acids. Gene Ontology annotation, biological process: intracellular signal transduction; peptidyl-tyrosine autophosphorylation. Lineage: Eukaryota; Metazoa; Arthropoda; Insecta; Coleoptera; Buprestidae.